AUGUUCGAUUCCCGCGUGGCAGAGCCAUUGGCCGUUGAUACCGGAUCUGCGCUGGCGACUAAGACCAACACCUAUACGGCCACUUUCGAGUACCCCGACGAACAAGUCACGACCCCCACCACUGGCUCACGGAGCCGUGCGAAUAGCCUAUCCUUCCAACAGUCCUCCCUCACCGCCAACCAAUCGCCCACACGGCGUAUCUCCUCAAUGAAGCUCACCACGGAUGGGCGCUAUACGCCCAGCCCCGAACCGCCUCCGGCGCUGUUCGUGCGGGCUAUGUAUGAUUACGAUGCCGACGAUCACACCAGUCUCAGCUUCCGCCGAGGCGACAUUAUACAGGUAUUGAACCAGCUCGAGACCGGUUGGUGGGACGGUGUCAUCGACAAUAACUUGGGCGAGCUUGAAGAACAGGGACCGCAGACCCACGAGAAUGAGGAAGUUAGUGCGGAGUCAGGCAUUGGCGAGGAAUACGAGGAGGAACAAGACGGUGAUGAUGUUGACUCAGCGGGCAAUCCGCGCGACUCGCAGCCCAUUCUGCCUAUCGAGGGCGUAGGAGCUCCCAAGGAGCAGGAGGAGGCAGCCUUCUGGAUCCCACAGGCGACACCUGAUGGCCGUCUAUUCUAUUUCAACACCCUUACCGGCUACAGUACCAUGGAACUUCCGUUCGAAAAUCCCGCUGUCAACGAGACUGGCCCUUAUGACCGCAACAACUUCCUCGUGCCCGACCAGACGCGACCUCCUCCGGAGCUGAUGGCUCGUGGGUUCGAACGGGACGAGGAUGAUUACGAUGGCUCAGCUUCGGAAGCGGAAGGCGAGUCCUUGAUGCUUACAUCUCGCGAUUCCAUGUCUCGGAGACGCCAGUCCUACUUGGACGGAGUUUCACCCGCGACGUCCAUGGACUCGCUGCACCCACCAUCUGCGACAAAGUCCAUCAACGACGGAAAAAGUUCGCAUCAGUCCCUUCUGACAUCGCACAAGUUCUAUGAUUCUGCCACGAGCAGUAACAACUCCGUCUCCGAUAAUAUCCACAGGCCUUCCGUCUCCUCUGAAGUUCCGUCGCAUUUCGUUGACGACGGGUUCUCUGUUCAGUUGACCUGGCCUCUGCUUGUUGACAAUAUGCGCCAUGCCGUUGAGGUCUACCGGCAAACGCUGUUGAACGGCGACCGCUCUGAGUAUGUGAGGAAAGCGGAGGAUAUUUCCGACCAUCUGCGCAUGCUGCUGGCGGCUGGCUCGGACACGACCGACAAUCACUCCGGAAACCCAUCAGUGAUCUCCACCAACAAGGCGCUAUAUCCCCACUUCAGGGAUAUGAUGUCAAAAUUCUCGAAGCUCGUGCUCUCGUCCCACAUUGCGGCCGCCGAUUGGCCAGGACCGGAUUCCAUCAAUAAAUGCUUGCAAGAGGCAGAUGGUGUGAUGCAGGGCGUCUACGGCUACGUCGAGGUUGCAAGACAACAGCGUGGCGAGACCAUCCAUCGCAUUGUUCCUGGAUUCGUCGUGGGCAGCUUUUCGGGCGGCUGCUGGCAGAAUAAUGGCGUCUCUCUUAGUGAUUCGGGUCCGACUUCGUUUCUGGAUCACGACGCAAAUGAUUCGCGGGCGGAGCCAUCAGUGACCCUGGAUGCGGCCCUUAUAGACCACAUUGAUAUUCUCAGGAGAUCCUUUGUUGGCAGCAUUCGUCGGCUGGAAGAGCGACUGACACUUAACCAGAAGAAGAUUGUUACCAUUAAAGAGCACGAGGAAAUUGCGAAUGCUGUUUCUCUUGCUGCAAUCAAGGUCGUUGAGCAGUUCCGCCCGUGGAUGUCGGCAGUUGAAUCUAUUAACCUAGCACCCCUCGGGACUAGCUUCCAAAAUCCACAACUGGUUGAUUUCAGCUUGCAAAAGCAAAGAACCUACGAUGCCAUUGCCGACUUCGUACUCAGCUGUCAAGCCGUUUCGGCGCCACUGGGCGAUGAAUGGGCAGAACUACGAGGUAAUUCGCUUGAUGACCGAUUGAAUGCCGUGCGUGGCGUUCACCGGCAGCUUGAGAACUAUGUUUCCCAAAUCGGCUUCUCCCUUUCACUGCUCCUCGAACAAGUGCCCGAACCUUCUGCCUUCCGCGCGGAAAGUCGCCUGGGUGGGGAGAAUGCGGGGCUGAAGGCCAUUCACAGCAGGUCGGAGUCCCAAGCUGGAGUCGCCACCGAGUCCAUUGGUAUUCCCUCUUCUUACUCGGUUGAAAACGCGUCAGAGAAGGUGCGACGCAACAUGGACAAGGCCCAGCGAUUCUUUGGACAGGCUCCUCCGGCUGCAAUUCCACGAGAACCUGCAAUGCGGGAACCGGUCCGCGAGCCGGAAGAAACGCCCUGGUUCCUGAAAACAGAUCACGAAGGUGAAGUGUUCUACGAUACUAAGAAUGAUAGCCUCAACUUGAAAUGUGGAACAUUGGCAGGCUUAGUGGAACAAUUGACUCGCCAUGACAAGCUUGAUGCUUCCUUCAACAACACGUUCCUCUUAACCUACCGCUCAUUUACAUCUGCAGAGGAGCUCUUCGAGAUGGUUACCGAACGGUUCAAUAUUCAGCCCCCGCCCGGUCUCAACAACGACGAGAUGCAAAUGUGGAUCGACAGAAAGCAAAAACCCAUUCGAUUCCGCGUGGUCAAUAUCCUGAAGAGUUGGUUCGAGAAUUUCUGGAUGGAACCCAAUGAUGAGCCACACAUGGCGCUGCUUCAGCAUGUUCAUGCGUUUACCAAGGAUUCUAUCGCUACGACAAAGACUCCUGGAUCACCGCAGCUGUUAGCUGUCAUAGAGCAACGCCUCCGUGGACAAGAUAAUACCGUUAAGCGUCUCGUGCCUACGCAGGCUACUGCAGCGCCAACGCCGAUCAUCCCGAAGAACAUGAAGAAGCUGAAGUUCUUGGACAUCGAUGCCACAGAGUUCGCCCGGCAGCUCACUAUUAUCGAGUCGCGUCUCUACUCGAAGAUUCGGCCUACGGAGUGCUUGAACAAGACCUGGCAGAAGAAAGUCGGCCCUGACGAACCGGAACCUGCCUCGAAUGUGAAGGCACUGAUUCUUCAUUCCAAUCAGUUGACAAACUGGGUCGCGGAGAUGAUUCUCAAUCAAUCGGAUGUUAAGAAGCGUGUAGUUGUUAUCAAACACUUCGUUAACGUCGCAGAUAAAUGCCGCGCUCUGAACAAUUACUCCACGCUGACAUCGAUCAUCUCUGCACUUGGAACGGCUCCUAUUCAUCGACUUGGACGCACAUGGGCUCAGGUCAGCGGACGCACGUCUACCGUUCUCGAACAGAUGCGCCGACUCAUGGCUAGCACGAAGAACUUUGGUGAAUAUCGGGAGACUCUGCAUCUGGCUAAUCCACCUUGUAUCCCCUUCUUUGGUGUCUACUUGACGGAUUUGACUUUCAUUGAAGAUGGUAUUCCAUCCCUGACUCCGUCGGAGUUGAUCAAUUUCAAUAAGCGCGCCAAAACCGCCGAGGUCAUCCGCGAUAUUCAGCAGUACCAGAACGUCCCGUACCUGCUCCAGCCGGUCCCUGAAUUGCAGGACUAUAUCCUCAGCAACCUGCAGAAUGCAGGCGAUGUGCACGACAUGUACGAUCGGAGCUUGGAAGUUGAACCCAGAGAGCGGGAGGACGAAAAAAUUGCGAGUGCUCGCCUCGCCUCGAUUCUCGCUUCUCCGCCGGGGCUCCUUAUCACCACCCCGGUCGACCUGCUAUUCACUCGGCCAGAUCCCGAACGACCACCUAUCACAAUGCUUGAACGACGUCCGAUGGCGCGAUCGCAAUUCACUCCAGCCACGCCAUGCAACUUUAUUUCUCAGGGGGCUGGUCCCAUGAGCCGCCAAAUUCCUCGAUCCGAACCUCCCUUCCGACGGGUUUCUCCCUUAUCUCUGUCUGCCGCCACCUGGCCAAUCAAGCACUUCACCUGGACAUCAUGCGACAUUUUCACCCUGAUUCUUGGCCUCGCCUGGACGAUCGUCAUCUCCCUGAUUGAAUACUGUGGCAGCCGUUGCACAAGAAGCUCGAGCAAUGUUACCUUGAGUCCGAAAGAUGCUCCUGUCACUUUCAGCUCUCAUGAUCAUCAGUCCAUGGACUACUGGUUCUGA
Aspergillus niger is the source of this 4089-nucleotide messenger RNA. RefSeq lists its product as uncharacterized. Gene Ontology annotation, biological process: Ras protein signal transduction; positive regulation of GTPase activity. Gene Ontology annotation, molecular function: protein binding; guanyl-nucleotide exchange factor activity. Bases 1 to 4089 code for a protein of 1362 amino acids. The transcript has 5 exons. Gene Ontology annotation, cellular component: plasma membrane. The record is from RefSeq and is a predicted model, not a curated record. NCBI's taxonomy places the organism in Eukaryota, Fungi, Ascomycota, Eurotiomycetes, Eurotiales, Aspergillaceae.